AUGCGACACGACCCGGAAAGUGCCACCAAGUGCCACCAAGUGCCACCAAGUGUCACCAAGAGCCACAACCCCCCCGCGACACCCCCGGGCUUCCUGCCCGUGAUUCCGCUGCGGUGGCUCCGCUCUGAGCCGGGUCCCAACGCGGCGCUGGCAGGCUCCGAGGUUCAGGACCCGCUGGUGUCCUACGAGUCCCCGUCCCCUCCGUGCUCGCCCAUGCAAGAAAAGCUGGUGGUGGCCCUGUACAACUACGAGCCCAAGCACGACGGCGACCUGGGGCUGCGCAAGGGGGAGAAGCUGCGAGUGCUGGAGGAGAACGGCGAGUGGUGGAAGGCUCAGUCGCUCACCACGGGCCAGCAGGGGCUGAUCCCGCACAAUUUCGUGGCCGUGGCCAACAGCCUGGAGCCCGAGCCGUGGUUUUUCAAGAACAUCAGCCGCAAGGACGCGGAGCGGCAGCUGCUGGCGUCGGGAAACACGCACGGCUCCUUCCUCAUCCGCGAGAGCGAGACCUCCAAAGGUGCGGCCCGAGGGCACACCCUGGCUAGUGGCCGCUGCCCCGCGCUGGCCCAGCCCCGUUUCCCCCGCCCAGGCAGCUCCGACGGGCUGUGCUGCCGCCUGGGCAAGCCGUGCCGGACGCAGAAGCCGCAGAAGCCGUGGUGGCAGGACGAGUGGGAGGUGCCGCGGGAGUCGCUGAAGCUGGUGGAGAAGCUGGGAGCGGGGCAGUUCGGGGAGGUGUGGAUGGGUUUUUACAACGGGCACACCAAGGUGGCCGUGAAGAGCCUCAAGGCGGGCAGCAUGGCUCCCAGCGCGUUUUUGGCUGAAGCCAACCUGAUGAAGAAACUGCAGCACCCGCGGCUGGUGCGGCUCUACGCCGUGGUCACCAAGGAGCCCAUYUACAUCAUCACCGAGUUCAUGGAGAAGGGU
Molecule: messenger RNA, 921 nt
Organism: Malurus melanocephalus (red-backed fairy wren)
Lineage: Eukaryota; Metazoa; Chordata; Aves; Passeriformes; Maluridae
Product: proto-oncogene tyrosine-protein kinase LCK-like
Exons: 7
Biological process (GO): T cell differentiation; B cell receptor signaling pathway; innate immune response
Cellular component (GO): extrinsic component of cytoplasmic side of plasma membrane
Molecular function (GO): signaling receptor binding; ATP binding; non-membrane spanning protein tyrosine kinase activity
Source: RefSeq, a predicted model, not a curated record